Molecule: messenger RNA, 2951 nt
Organism: Pomacea canaliculata
Lineage: Eukaryota; Metazoa; Mollusca; Gastropoda; Architaenioglossa; Ampullariidae
Product: mucin-5AC-like
Exons: 6
Coding region: 379-1419 (346 amino acids)
Molecular function (GO): oxidoreductase activity, acting on metal ions
Source: RefSeq, a predicted model, not a curated record
ACGAACGGCUUGGCCAGUGGACCGUGACAUGUCAGGCAGGAGGACGAAGGAGAUGAAGUGCGGAUGUAUUCUGUUCAAGCCAUGCAGCUGUGAUGUUCGACGAUUAUUUGAUGCUUAUAUAACUUGUAGCUCAAAGAAAACCUCCGAACACAAAGCAGACUCGUCACCCCACAGGUCGGCAAUACAAAAGGCUGGACUGGAGAAGAAAAGGGACACAAAUAAAAAAAGAAGAGUUGAACAUCUGCGAACAUCAGGGAAACUGCAGUGAAGCGUAGUGAAUUGUGUGGCAGGAACAAAACGCCAGGAGGAUACAGUGACCAGACAAUAGACAAAACAAUAAUCAGUUACAGAAGAACACAACCUGUGGAACAAGCGAUAAUGACCGCAAAACUCUAUACAAUUCCGCUCUUCGUGGCGAAGAUAUUGAUAUUGGUGACAAGAAAUUCCGAGGCCUUCCCAACUGGUGCCCCCGAUUACAACUGUCGUUCGAUGAGGCCUGGUCACACCACCUACCCCGUACCCAUCACGGAUAAAUUCCCCUUCAUCAUCAGCGCCAGCAGCAACUCAGUUCUGCCGGGAGAAGUGGUUGUCAUUUCAGUUACCGGUGAAGAGUUUCAAGGUUUUCUCGCCGUGUCCAGCAAGUUAGAUGGAAGUGUCUCAGAAAUCGUUCCUGGAAUGGUUCCUAUCGAGCAAGGCUCCUCCACCAAGACACUUAACUGCGUGGCUGCUAACAACCAACAUGUUCUGAUGAGUGGUGUGACACAAACUCGGAGACUGGGUACUAACAAGUUGACAUUCCAGUGGAUGGCUCCUACAACUGCCUUGCCCGGCUCCAUCUACCAGAUCAGGGUGGUUGUUGUCCAGUCCUUCAGCCUCUACUGGGAGCCAUAUGUCGUGAAUAUCGUUAUAAGAAGUUCGAACGAACCAGCAAAAGUCACAACCGUUUCACAGAUCCCAGCAAGCGCGGGUCUCACGACCAGUGAAGGGCUGACAGUACAAAGCACAGUAGAGGUCAGCACUACUUCAUCUUCCGCCCCUCAGCCCAGCACUACUUCAUCUUCCGCCCCUCAGCCCAGCAGCACUACUUCAUCUUCCACCCCUCAGCCCAGCACUACUUCUUCUUCCGCUUCUCAGCCAGACACUGCUGCGCCAUCUUCCUCGGCUCAGCCCAACAGGAUCCUCACACCCUCGUCUUCUCCUCGUCAUGCUGCUGGUGACGGAGAAAACAGAAUGCAAAGUCCAUUCCCAGCAUCCCCUACUGUACCUAGCGGCAGUAGAAGCAGCAGCCUCAACAGCAGUUCUCCUACCACUGCAUCCUUGGACUUACAAGUACGGCGUGGUAACAGACAAGAUCUUAACAAUAACGGUCGUUCUGGGAGACUGACUGGGUGGCUUAACUCUUUGUUCGGUUGGACAUAGACUGCUUUACUACCCUUGUUGUGGUUAGACACAAGACUGCUUCUCUUUGUUUUGAUUGAGUACAGAUUUCUUUUCUGCCUUGUUUUGGUCGAAUUCAGAAUGCUUUUCUGCCUUGUUAUGGUUGGACACAGACUGCUUUCUGCUUUGCUUUGGUUAGGAACAAAAUGCAUUACAACUCUGGUUUGAGCAGACGACACUGAAUGUGCUGCUUUGCUAUUCUAUCCUGCUUUGGCUCAUCAGAAUUUUUGCUUAGACCGGGUGACCGACACACACACACAGACACCGAGGGUUAGUCAAACUCAUGUUAACACUAACACGGACUGUGUAUUCAUCUAUUCCCGCGAAAUGCGUUUCCUGGUUUUAAAUGGUGCUGUUAGUCUCGGCGAGCCUAAACUAAGAAUGUGACUAAACCGGAAGCUUUGUAGUAGCAUGCCUCGCUUUAGUAGUUAAUUUUAAAUGUGAAUUAACCUGUAGCUUCGUAUUAUCAUUCCUCGCUUUAGUAGUUAACUGGAAAAAAUCGUCUGCCAGCAGUCCAGUAAUGCAAGUUCGUGAUAGUCUGAAGGACAUCAGCCAUUUCGGUUGCUCAUGUCUGAACCUUUUGGCUCGCUCUGGUUCACUACGAGCGCCAUCUGCGAUCUGAUUGGCUCGUGGGCACGCACAGUGCGUGACGUGCCGCGUGAACCUGAACAGUUAGUAGGUUAAUGUCCUUGCAAGUCUGUGCGUGACAAUCGUCGUGUUGGAUUACUAAUCCCGCCUACCCUACCCUCCCCACCCACCCACAUGUUCAGUCCAAGACAGUUCUGCAAUUUCCGCUUAGAAACUGGACGCUGUGUUGAGAUUCCUGCUUUUUAUUUUUCCUUCAUUUUAAAUUUUCUUGUAAAUUGAAGAUAUGGAUGUUGCUCUUUUACCAUGUUGUGUGUAAAACAGUUUAAUUUACUCUUUAUUUCGAACAGGUAACAAAUAUUUACUCAAAUAUCUGUAUACUGCAAUGACAGAACGAGUGUUCAAUAGAUGCUACUUAAGGUAAACGCGAAAAUGCUUUUGAAUUCAUUGUAAAAGUGUCAGUUAUAUAUUUUUAUGGAGUUCCUUAUGCAACGUUCAAGAACUGGCAUUUUGAAUUCUUUCCGUUCCAGUUUUUGUUUAUAUUUCUAUAGUACAAAAAGUAAUUUCUUGAUCUAAAAUGUUGCAGCUUUAAUUAAUUAUAGUUUUUUUUUGGUGUGUUGUCAAUACCAAGUUCAGGUCAGUGUUCUUUCCCCAGUAUUUCUUCUACAGAUUGCUCUGGCUACUCUCCCUUUGAUGGCUCACCUCCUCGCAAAGAAAUUUGGAUGAGUUACAAGAAAACAGCGAAGUCUUCGUGUGACUAAAUAUUUAAUUUUUUAAAUAACUAAAUGAGCAGUUGUAAUCUGCGAUUACGAAUCCGCUGUUUAUUAUCUUUGUACAAUAUUCUUACAAUGUCGAGAUUUCAGGCACACAGUACAGAAUCGCUGUCAAAUGAUAGAGUAUUAAAGGCCCAGUUCAAAAGCUCUACCAUA